UAUUCAACUAUAUAUAUAAUUCAUUCAAAAUUGUUGCAAAUUGAUAGAAUAGCUAAAUAAGUACAUUAGGUUAGCUAGAUGUAUGUUCCUUACGUAUACCCUGAAAACUGAAUAUUGUAUAUACUAUAGGCCAAAUCGAAAGUAUGGUGUAUUUAAAUCGAAAGUAAAACUUAAAUGUUAAAUAUUGAAAAUCGUAUCGCAUUGUUUAAAUAUAUAUUUUCAAAGUUUACAUGUGACUGUGGCAAGCGUUAAAAUUUAUUCUGAACUCUGAAACAGGUAAUAUACAACACAUGAUUAGGUCAGAUUUGUAAUAUUUAUAAAGGCAGAGUAAUAACACGUGAGAAAGCAGGUUAUAUUUGUUAUGUCCUUUGCGGUCAUAUUUGUUCAGCUUUUUAUGUUUAACAGCAAUAUUGAAUAUUCAAGAAUUACUUCAUUACAAAAAUAUUGCAAAAUAGUAGGAAAGUUUGUUGUUACUUGAAAAGUAGUAUAGUGGUAAAAUCAAGCUUGUGCAUAAGUAUUUUGCACCAUAGAUAUAGAUCACCUUACUCAAAAUACGUAGCACUUAAGUAACCUCGGGCGUAGAAGGACUAUCAAUCCCGAAACAAAAACUACAACACCAAUUAUCAUGCUUUUGACGUAAGCUACUUAAAAUAAACAGUUUAAACCAAUAUACUUUAUAAAAAUAAAUAACAAUAUCGAGCAUGAAGAAUAUGCUAUGUGAAUCAAUUUGACAGGUGUUCCUAACAUAUUCGCACAGAUUUUUGUACAUAGAUAUGGCCAGCGCACUUCCAGUAUCUGUACAAGCCACCAAGGACAGGCUCCAAGUGGCCGCAAUAGACUUCGGCACCACAUACUCCGGCUACGCAUUCUCGUUUCGCGACGAGUUCCUGAAAAAUCCUCUAAAAAUCUUCACCAACCAAUGGAAGUCUCAGGGAGGCUCGACCAAUCUACUGUCAAUGAAAACCCCGUCUUGUGUCCUAUUCUCCCCCGAAGGAAACUUUCACAGCUUUGGAUAUAACGCUGAGGAGAAGUAUAUGAAACUAGCAAUGGACGAUCAACAUACCCGCUGGUUCUACUUCAAGCAUUUCAAAAUGCUGCUGUAUGAAAAUAAGAACCUCACACGCACGACCAAGCUUACGGACGACAAGGGUCUCAAGAUGCCUGCACACAAGGUGUUCUCUGCCUGCAUCCGCUACCUGAAGGACCAUCUGCUGGAAAUGCACGCUACAACGGGAGAGGGUCUGAAGUUAGGUGAGAUGCACUGGGUGCUCACUGUGCCCGCGAUAUGGGACGACUCCGCCAAGCAGUUUAUGAGAGAGGCCGCUGUCGAGGCGGGCAUUGAGUCAGAGUAUCUCUCGCUAGCUCUAGAGCCGGAAGCGGCCGCCCUGUAUUGCCGAUAUCUGCCCAUGGAGAUGGUGGUCAGCUCGGCCGGAAAGGCGUCCAUUGAAUCAUUUGCGCCCGGGAAACGUUACCUCGUGCUGGACGCCGGAGGUGGCACUAUCGACAUCACCGUGCACGAGACGCUGCCAGACGGCACGGUGAAGGAAGUGUACAAGGCAAACGGAGGCCCUUGGGGUGGCACCACCGUCGACAAGGCCUUUGUCAGCUUCCUGGAGGAGGUCACCGGACCGGAAGUGAUGAAAAUAUUCAAAACGACAUACAAGGGAGCCUUCUUAGAUUUAAUGCGAGAGUUCGAGGUGAAGAAGAAGACCAUGUCACCGAAUGAAGAUGCGGAAGCGAAGACGGUGUUUCGCAUGCCGAUCGCUAUUCACGAGACGUACCGAACUGUGCACGGAACAGACUUUCGAAUGAGUAUGCUACUACAACAGGAUAUAAAGGACAACGUUACCUUCACUGGAGACAAGAUGAGAGUGAGGCCGGCACAAAUCCAAGCUCUGUUUCAGAAUACCAUUGAUCACAUUGUAAACCAUCUGACUGACAUAUUCAAAAGACCAGAGGUUCAAGGAGCAAACAGGAUUCUAAUGGUCGGCGGAUUCUCAGAAUCAAAAAUGCUGCAGAAUGCUUUGAAGAGGAGUUUCCCGUCCAAACAAAUGGUCAGCCCAGAAGAGGCAAGUCUUGCAGUGUUGAAAGGGGCGGUGCUAUUCGGCCACAACCCGACUGCAAUUGUGGCCAGAAUGUCAAGAUUUACAUAUGGUACCGAUAUUUGGCCAAUAUUCGAUCCAACUAUUCAUAUGAUUUCAAAGUUAAAGAUAGUUGAUGGGGAACAACGAUGUGCAGAUUACUUUGAUAAGCACAUUGAGGUUGACACGGAAGUGUGUGCCGGAAUGACUUUUGAAGAACAUACAUACUUUCCACUCUAUACGCAACAAAAAUGUCCGUGAAAAUCUUUACGAGCCCUCAAAAGAACCCACUCUACAUAGACGAGGAAGGUUGCUCUUUACUUGGUAAAAUUGUUGUGGAUCUUCCUGAUACACAGACGACUAAGGAGAAGGAAGUCGUCGUAAAAUUAUUCUACGGUAACACUGAGCUCGGUGUUGAGGCAAGAGUUGUUAAGACAGGAAGGGUGUUAAGUGCUCGCUUCGACUUUUUAGGAUGAAUCACUUGCAAUAGUAUUGACUGUCUAGUUUUGUGGUAGUCAUAACGCUGGGUGUGUUUUGUUUCUUUCAUAUAGUCAAUGACAAUAUGUGAUAUUUUAAAUAUGUUAAAAUUAUCUAGAAUAGUUUUUACACGCAAUUUAUACAGCUUUUGCUGUUUUGAUUGACUAUUUAUUUUAAACUGUUUCAUCUCUUAAGUGUAAUGUACAUGUUAUUGUAUGAUAAUGUUUUACCCAUUUAUUUUUGCUUUAAUCAUGGCGGUUGUGCUCAAUUAAAUAUUUGGAAACAUUGC
Molecule: messenger RNA, 2847 nt
Organism: Dreissena polymorpha
Lineage: Eukaryota; Metazoa; Mollusca; Bivalvia; Myida; Dreissenidae
Product: heat shock 70 kDa protein 12A-like
Exons: 7
Coding region: 774-2342 (522 amino acids)
Molecular function (GO): ATP-dependent protein folding chaperone; ATP binding
Source: RefSeq, a predicted model, not a curated record